AUGUUCAGAAACAACUACGAUAACGAUUCCGUUACCUUCUCGCCCCAGGGCCGAAUCUUCCAGAUCGAAUAUGCCGCCGAGGCAGUGAAGCAAGGUUCAGUCGUUGUCGGUAUUGCUAGCAAGACCCAUGCCGUCCUGUGCGCUGUCAAGCGAAACGCCGAGGAACUUUCCUCUUACCAAAAGAAGCUCUUCACUGUCGACGAACAUGCCGGUAUCGCCAUCGCCGGUCUUACUUCCGAUGCCCGCGUCCUCUCCAACUUCAUGAAGCAGCAGUGCCUAGGACACCGACUAACCUACGGCCGCGCCAUCCCCCUUCGAUCCCUCGUUGACAUGAUCGGCGAGAAGGCUCAAAUGAACACCCAGCAGUACGGCAAGCGACCGUACGGUGUUGGACUCCUGGUUGCUGGUGUUGACGAGCGUGGACCCCACCUGUUCGAGUUCCAGCCCUCGGGCAUGACAGAGGAGAUGCUCGCCUUUGCCAUUGGUGCGCGAAGCCAAAUGGCUCGAACAUACCUCGAACGUAACAUCGACGCCUUUGCCGACUGUUCGAGAGAGGAGCUGGUUAAGCACGGUCUUAAGGCUCUGAAGGAGAGUUUGGUUCAAGACAAGGAGCUGACAGUGGAGAACUUAUCAGUCGGUGUGGUGGGCGUCAACACAGUAGAUGGAAAGAAGAAGGUCGAGCCCUUCAAGCUCUACGAUGGAUUCGAGGUGCAACCAUGGAUCGAGAGCGUUGCCGAGCAGGGCGGAGAUGAGGCUGAAGGUGAGGGUGAGGGUAUGGACGUUGACAGCUAA
Messenger RNA from Fusarium sp. VM40, 792 nucleotides. The record is from the annotation of a GenBank genome assembly. Lineage: Eukaryota; Fungi; Ascomycota; Sordariomycetes; Hypocreales; Nectriaceae.